GUCAGAGACGAGUGGAGAGGAGGAAGAGAGCGAGUGACUAGCAGCGAACGAUGCGACGGAAUUUGGUGUCGCGGCGCCGCUCGCCUCUUAUCCCUCUCUCCGAACUGAAAUAAAAAAAUAUAUCGAAAAAAUAAAAAAAGAGGAAAAAAAGAAAAUAUCAUGGCGCUGCUGAGCCCGCGUGUGCCGCGGCUGCCGCUCGCCGGCGCCGCCGCGGGAGCGGGGCUCCGGUGCGGCGGCGGCGGUGGCAGGGCCGGGUCGGCGGCGUGGUGGUGCCACGCGACGGCGGCGGGCGGCGUCGCGGCGGCGGGCCCGCCGCCGCCGUCGUCGUCGUCGUCGGAGGUGGACGCCAUCCGGUGGGGGAGCGCCAAGCUGCAGGGCGCACGGGAGGAGAUGGAGGACGAGGUCGUUCUCCGCCCCGGCCCACUUCUCGACGGCUUCUCCUUCGCCGCCGUCCUCGACGGCCACGCCGGCUUCUCCGCCGUCCAGUUCCUCAGGGACGAGCUGUACAAGGAAUGCGCGGCGGCGCUGGACGGCGGCGCCGUGCUGAGCACCAAGAACCUCGAGGCCAUCACCGCCUCGAUCCAGCGCGCCUUCGCCACUGUCGACGCCAACCUCUCCAACUGGCUUGAGCAGAUGGACAAGGAAGACGAGUCCGGCGCGACGGCCACCGCCAUGUUCCUCAGGAACGAUGUACUUGUUGUCUCUCACAUUGGCGACUCCUGCUUGCAGGUCAUAUCACGUGGUGGAAGGCCUCAAGUGGUGACCAACUUCCAUCGACCGUACGGGAACAAGAAAACGUCUCUUGAAGAGGUCAAGCGGAUCAGAGCAGCAGGUGGAUGGAUUGUUGAUGGACGCAUAUGUGGAGAAAUUUCUGUAUCUCGUGCUUUUGGAGACAUUAGAUUUAAGACACGGAAGAAUGAGAUGUUGGUCAAAGGAGUUAAAGAAGGAAGAUGGACUGAAAAGUUUAUCUCACGAAUAAAAUUUAAAGGGGAUUUAAUAGUCUCUUCACCUGAAGUAUCUCUGGUGGAACUUGGACCAGAUGUGGAAUUUAUUUUGCUGGCAACCGAUGGUCUUUGGGAUUACAUUAAAACCUCCGAAGCAGUAACAUUAGUUAGAGAUCAACUACGUCAACAUGGAGAUGUCCAGUUGGCUUGUGAGGCACUUGGUCAGAUAGCUCUGGAUCGUCGGUCACAAGACAACGUUAGUAUAGUCAUAGCUGACUUGGGGAGGACAAAUUGGAAGGAGUUGCCUGUUCAAGGGCCAAAUUUAUUCUUGGAGUUAACUCAAGCAGUUGCAACUGUUGGGGCUGUCUCAUUAGGGAUUUAUAUUUCAUCGCUGCUUGCGUUACAGUAGGCCUAGCUAGUUCUUUCAAGUGUGUAUAGUACUUACAGUUUUUAUGACUUGCAACUCCUAGCUGCAAACAAUGUACAUUCCUAUAGGGUAAAUGCAUAGAAUAUCCGUUGGAUAUGUACUUGAGCUCCUGCUGGCCAAGAUACGAGUGAAACGGUAACUGGGCUCCUUUUCUCUUCUGGAAGUUCCUUUUUCAU
Oryza brachyantha (malo sina) is the source of this 1547-nucleotide messenger RNA. Its product is annotated as probable protein phosphatase 2C 5. Lineage: Eukaryota; Viridiplantae; Streptophyta; Magnoliopsida; Poales; Poaceae. Gene Ontology annotation, biological process: protein dephosphorylation. The record is from RefSeq and is a predicted model, not a curated record. Gene Ontology annotation, molecular function: protein serine/threonine phosphatase activity. The coding region runs from base 160 to 1353 and encodes 397 amino acids. The transcript is spliced from 11 exons.